Messenger RNA from Pomacea canaliculata, 5590 nucleotides. Its product is annotated as centrosomal protein of 290 kDa-like. Lineage: Eukaryota; Metazoa; Mollusca; Gastropoda; Architaenioglossa; Ampullariidae. Bases 1535 to 2899 code for a protein of 454 amino acids. The transcript is spliced from 10 exons. The record is from RefSeq and is a predicted model, not a curated record.
UCGUGUGUUAUAUUAACUACUAUAUCUUACUACAUAUAAAAUCUAAUGUGGCUCUCAAGAACUCAAAUUUUUUCUGAAGUAUUGUAUUAAUCGCGGUAGUGCGGAAGACUUUCAAGGGACGCCACUCGCAUUGCGUUCGUGUAUCGGAGCAGACGUCGCGCCGACAUUAACAACUUUGUCGUCGCCAGAAUCUAUGAUUUAAGUCUAACAGAAAAGCAGACGGCUAUCGACUGUGCAACAAGCUGUGAACUCGACUGUCAACCUAUCCUCGAAGCGUCGUUUCGCAAGUGCUGGGUAAAUACCCACAAAAGCGCUUUGAAGUUACACAUUCACCUCAGGGGUUGAGCUCGGCGACAGCUGGAAGCUGACCAUGGCCGCAUAAACCAUUGAUUUAUCAGUCGCAAUGGACGCUGUGUUUUGGCCCACUUAGGGUGUGACUUUGUCACUCGUGUACCUAUGCAUCUAAUUCUACAUUGAAAGUGAAGGUCUGUGUCAUUUUGUGUCCAAAAGCAAAAUUGAUUUCAGAACUGAGAGCAUCCACACGGAAAUGAGACUGUAGUUCCAUAGCAAAGAUCAAGCAGGAACUGCUAGAAAAGGCUGAGAUUUAGCCGCCUGCCGGAGAACUCCUCUCAUGGGAGGAUAGCAACGGUCUUUUCUUGUCGUUGUUUUAAAUCAUGGCAGCAACAUCAUCCGGUGUCGACUUGGAGUUUAUCAGUUGUUUGAGAGAGUGGUCUGUUAUGGAAAAAUCGGAAUGAGAGAUAGCAAAUGAUCGAGGUCCGUACGUGCUAUUGAGUGGUCAACUACAAUUCAAAAGGGCUUCUUCCUGUGAACUGUUUUUAUAGUGGUUUAUCGUGCUGAAAUCAUCGUCGCUAUCGAUUCCAAUUAUUCUUUACUGAAAUUUGCUUUCAGCCAUUGAUUUCGUUUUAUUUUUCUUGUUAAGAUUGGUUGUGUUGGAAAGAUGUAGUUUUGUUGUUCUUUUUAUUGUUCUUGUCUUUGGGUUGUUUUUAGUUGUUGAUUUGUUUGUUGAUUUUUUUUUUGGUUUUGUUUGUUUGUUUGUUUGUUUGUUUGUUUUGCGUGCGAAACAACCGGCAAAGUACUACACGAUUGACUAGGACGAAGAUCAUUUACUCGAAUCAUUCAGCUCUCGCUCUCUUUCUCACACACGUACACACACACACUAUAUAUAUAUAUAGGGGGAGAGAAAGAUAAAGAUAAAGAAAUAAACAACAUGGCGACUGUCUUUUGGAAAUAACCAGAAAACAAAACAAGAAACAUCUUAGAUUUGUGGAGCAUGAAAUGCCUUCUAAUUUGCCAUUUCAGUUUAUGGGUGACAAACUCAGCUCGCAUAAAAGUGUAUGUCUUGACUCCGGCACCGGUCAUUGAACUCUCACAACACUGCUGUCACCCAUCAAAGACUACAAGAGAAGAAAUGACCUUAUCAAUCACUACAAAAGAGCCUUUGUUGAUUUUCUGCCAGUCUCACUUUCUCACUUCAAACAUUAAGAGCCGAUAGUGAGCACAGACAUCGGCGGUCAUGCCGCACACAGUCGACACGGAAGCCUGGGGCCACGAACUUCAGGUGCGAGUCGAACAGGUGGAACGUUCGCUGGCCUCGGCCACACCUUUCACCGACUUGGAACGUCAGGCAGACAUACCCGACGACGGAAACGACCAAACGGCAGAAAUGCUGUGGAACGCCAUUGUCAAUCAUCGCUCGCUCUUUCGUCGUGAAGUACUGCGCUUGCGCAAAGAGCUCGACGAUUUUCGUCACUUUUGCAAGGAGCAGAUUCAACGACGGGUCGAGGAGAUAAAAGAAUAUCUUCCGCAAUGCCAGGAGAACGUAACUGCCAGACGAGACGUCACAGAGAACAGAGAAAGCUCAGUCACGGCUAAACUAAACCAAGGCUUGGCCUCGCAGGAUGCAGAGAAGUGGAAGCGGCUGCAAAGAAUGCAAGAUUGUGAAGCAGAGCUGAUGGCUAAGGAGGAAUCUUUAGCAGCCAAACGACGAGACCUUCUUCAGUAUGAACAAGAGAUCAUUGAGGUAGAGAGUAUGCUGAACCACCGUCACACCAUCUGCGAGAGACGUCAGCAAACACUGGCUGCCCUUGACGAGGAACUAGAAGUUCUCAGGGGAGAGAUGGAGCACAAGCAUGUGCACCUGCAGACCAGUGGUGUGAUUCCAGAAACGACAGCUGACCGGGCCCGCAAGAACUGGGAGGUCAUUCGGAGGAACUUGCUGGACAGACAACAUCUACUGGAGGCGACAGUCAACAAAUACCGUUCCGAGCUGGCUGCCGCCACUUCCGCCCUGGCAGGCAAGGACAUCAUCAUUGCGCAGCUCCACAAACAAUUGACUGACCUUCGAGAACACCUUGAAGGACAGGACAGUAAGUUUGAGCAGAUGGAAUCCCAGCUGCUCCUUGGUUGUGCAGAGGGCCAUCCUCUCCAGAACGGGGUAUCACGCGGGACAAACGCCUCCCAGCUGCUCGCUGUGCCCACCUCCGACUACAUCCAGACCCGCCGGCGCUCCCGCGACUUGACCUCGAGGCCACGGGUAUCCCCGUCCCCAAGCGUACGGAGAGAAUCUCUUCGCGAACGACCGAACACUCAAUGGAGGUCCUCCCAUGGUAGCCAGGAUGCGUGGCUGACGAUUCCCCAGAAUGUGAACACCGAAGAAACGUUUUUAACAACUCGCAGACCAAGGUCCAGAGCAUUAAGCGUCGAUGUGUCGCCAGGUAGCGCUCGCAAGUUGUCGACCGGAUCUUCUCGAUUUUCCUAUAGGGACAGGACCCGAAAGGACAGUUCCAACUACAGCAACGGCACUGCCAACAACCAGCUGUACGUUUCGGCCAUGCGAAAGGACAGCGUGCAGGAAAGUUCGACUUGCAAGAUCAUGUGACCGGCACAUGACUGACCAACUUUCUUUACUUCGCGUUUGUCUAUCUUUCUUCGUAGUUGUUCGAUCGAAAAGGGUACAGGGCAAAAGUUCAGAAAUUCCCUGCAGAGAGGGCAGGUAGACGCAAGUUGCACCUAUUCCUGUCUUGUUUUCCAUUCGGCGCCGUUGUCUGUUCCUAGGUGCUGUAGCUUUGCCAAGACUGAUUUACCAGAUUGUGUCAGAGGACAGGUCUUCUAGUUCAUUUUCCCCUCAGUUGGCAGACGACUGGCAGACUGCACGACUAUAGUGCAAUUAACGCAAAAUAUCUACUGUAGUCUGUAGCCAAUCGAAUUCAGAUUCAAGCAGUCGGGCCAGUGUCGAUAUUUUUCCCUGCUGAAAAUCAUCUGAAGCGUGUUGAUGGGAGAAGAGCUGAGUUUAGAACUUCCGACGACCAUUCUUUGCAGCGCAUUUCUGUUCGUGAGAAGUUUUCAUUCGCCUUACAAAGGAGGUUUCUUUGUCUUCAAUCAAUAAUCUGUUAUCCCUAUCCGCAUGUAAAAAUAAUUCUUUUCAUCCCGCAACUCAGUGGACGAUCUGUAAAUGCUUUUUAUCCCUCAGAUAAUCUUCCAUCUUUAACCACUGAAUACUCAAUUAAAUUUCCAUCCUAGAACAUUUCAUUUACCCCAGCCACUCUCAUUUCCAUUGCUUAAGUUGCUUACUUUUUGUCCGAUCUUCGUUAAAUCCACAUUCCUUCGUCGUUGAUUUUUCUUUAACAAUGCACAUGACUCUAGUUUUCAUUCAAGCGGACGAACCUCGUUUUUAAAAUUUUCACUUAGAAAUCAUUGCAAGGUGCAUAGCGAGAAUGUGUUCAACUCCAAUACCAAUCUCAGAAUCGAUCUCUUCGUAAGAUGCUUGUUAUCGAAUGCACGUUGAGAGAAAAAAAAAAAAACCUGCUUCAUUCUCGUCCUACUGUGCCAAGUAGAGCAAGCACUCUGCGAGAGCUCAAAAUAAAACCGUGGUGUGCGCACACGUAGUGGCUAACCUGCCUAAAACUGAUCGGAUUCUAGAGCUAAAUACCUUUCUUCAUCAAUAUUGUGGUAGACGAUCUACUUUGAAAAGAAAAUGUUUUCACCUCGAUGUUGAGGAUAGCAGCCACGGAGCAUGCGUAAACAAAAUUAGAUGUGGCUAGGGCUGUUACCUGGCGCCAUUGUGGAGAUUUGUUGGAGCAAGUGACCAGAGUUCGUUGUUUACAUAUGUGUGCGACGCCAUUCACUUGUUAUGCCUCAAGUGGAGAGAAGCAGUAGUUCAGAAGACUUGUAUGUUUUCAUUUUGUCUCUUUGUAGAUUCAUGUACCUUUCAAGUUCUUUUCUUAUUUCUUUGUUUUGCUUUUGUAUGCGUGAAUGCAUGUUUUUAUGAGAUCUAUAGCAACAUGCGGAACAUAAAACAUAAUACGUGUGAGCUUCAACUCCCCAGCAGACGGUUCAACAGAACAUAUAUUCUUAGCUUAACCACCGUUACGCAACAAAAUUGUUUUCCUUUUUUUUUUUUUUCAUUUGAACAGUUUAUAGGUCGUUAAUUCUUUUGGUUCCAUUUUUUUCUCUCUCAAACGCUAAGAUAUGAACCUUGACAAUCCCCACGAAGUUCUAUAUUUUGCAUUAAUGACCCGACCUUCUUUCAUUAACCGUCUUUCAAUACCGCUACAGCUUCAAUGGCUAAUUUAUUUCAGAUUCAAUCAUGAAUUACAUAACUUGCUGCCGGUCUUCUGCAGCAGUGCUUUAUAUUAAUCUUGCGUAUGAUUUAUGUCAGGCACAAGAUAGAGAAGGAUGGAGUACGGGUAGAUACCAGCGGGUGUAUACAAAUCCUGCCAGCCACCUCACGGUGUUUUUCUUUACUCGUGACCUGUGAGGUCAGAGUGGCAUGAAUAACAGAUAUGAAGGAGGGAUCAAGAUCUUGUCGACGAGACUGGACAGGUGGAGGAUGAAGUUAAGUGCUGAUACCUAAUCGUUGUCCAGGGAGGAGUUUGGGGCUGGAUGAAUGAUCCAGUCCUUGUUGGUUAUACGGAUGUUCUUUGGUGCUUGGUCAUGUCGUGUGAAAGAGGGACGUCCUUUGGAACGGGAACGACACAAUUCAGAUGUAAUUUGUUGUCUCAAGAGACAUGCAGAAAGUCGGUGAAGGGAGCUAGCGUUUGGGGGGAGGGGCGGGGGCCAGGAGGGAGGUGAGCAUGAGCGCGCAGGCAGGUGCAUGCUUGCAUAACCUCAACAGUGCAGCAGACAUUUAUGUAUUCUCAUAUGUUACGUGUACCUGUUUGCAAUUUUAGCCGCUAAUUUAAGAGUUCACCUUUGGCAAGCGCUUGUAUCUUAAUUCGUUAAUUUGUUUACCUUGGCGAUCCUGUUAGUGCAGGCGAGUUUUCCUGAGUUUUCUAUGUUCAUUGUGUUUGUACCAGGUAAGAAGGCCUUCUCGAUGAAAUAUUGUUAUUCCCAAAAAAGCGUCGCGAUGACUUUGUACCUCAGUGUCAAACUAUGCAUCCUGUUCUCUCAAUCGUCACUAUUAAGUCUGUAUACAUCCAUGUCGAACUUUGCGAUGCAAACCGUAACAGUUUUUAACAAUGGUAACUGUUAUAAAUUUGGUAUCUGUGAUGGUAAAAAAAGCUGCUGAUUUAUUGCAUCUCUUCCUUGCUUUUGUUUCAACGCCUCAUUAAAAUAUGCUUUAAAUGAUGUU